CUGCAAACUCUCUCAACAACUUCACCUUUCUCCAAAAACCUGGUGCAGAACCAUAAAAUACCGGCAAGAUGAUGGAAUACUUCGCCUACAAGAAGGUCAAGAAGCACCAAGCAGAGAAGAAAGUUGCAGCAGGCCAGCAAUCACCACUCCUCGAUGAGAAAGACGAGCACUUUCUUCGUCGUGUAAUCUCGGCAGAGGGCACACCUCCUCCACUACCUGCGAGACCCCACGAUCUGACAGAGGCUGGAGAUUUCUCGGGAAAUGCGUCGCAGAUGGUGGUUCAUGAUGGGAAUACAGUAGCUGAGGAGGAACACAGCCGGGCUUCGAGAGACAAAGGAAAGGGCAAGGAGAAGGAGAAUGUGGAGACCGAGGCCAAAAAGCCUGGGAGAUUUUCAUUUUUGUCUAGAGUUGGGACUAAGAAGCAUAAGGACAAAGAUGGACUGAAACCCAACCCAGAAGUCGUGACACCAAAUGAAGCCGCAGCCGAAGAAAACGACAUAAACAAAGUUCUUGAGGACCUCAACCUUUCCGCGAUCAACAACCGCGCCUUCUCCAUCUCCGACGAGUCUCAGCAAGUCCUCCAGAAAUUUACAGUGAUCCUGAAGGAUCUCGUGAACGGCGUCCCAACAGCAUACGAUGAUCUCGUCGGCUUACUCGACGAUUCGCAAGGAACAUUGGCAAAGAGCUAUGAUCAUCUACCUAGUUUCUUGCAGAAACUCGUCACUCAGUUGCCGGAUAAGUUGACGAAGAACUUGGCACCUGAACUAUUGGCCGUGGCAACUGAAGCACAAGCUUUCAAUACUGCAUCGGCAGCCGCUGGUGGUGGUGAGGCUGCAGCAGGAGGUGCUGCGGGACUUGGUGCCGCAGCGAUGAAGUUCCUCAAGCCCACAAGUUUGAAGGAUCUGGUGACGAAGCCAGGAGCAGUGGUAUCCAUGCUGAAAGCUAUCAUGAAUACACUGAAGCUCCGAUGGCCAGCGUUCAUGGGUACAAAUGUCUUGCUUAGUCUUGGACUCUUUGUGCUCCUCUUCGUGUUCUGGUACUGCCACAAGCGUGGUCGCGAAGUCCGUCUCGAGCGCGAGGCAAAGGUAGAUAGCGAAGGUCGCAUCAUCGAACUCGAAGACGACGUGAUGCUCCCAGAAUCCAACGGCGAACCAAGCUCAAGCCACCACCGUCCUAGCAGCUCCCGCAGGAUCACUGAGCGAGAGCGUGAACACGGAUCAAGCCGAGAGCACAGAUCUAACCCAUCAAGCCACGAGCGAGAGCGAGACCGCGAACAUAGAUCAAGCCGCGAGAACCGAUCUAGACAGUCCAGUCGUGAGCGUGAGCGCGAUAGAGAACAUCGCCACGAGCGCCGGGAGAGGGAUCGAGAGCAUGAUAGGGAGAGAGAUCAUGUGGAGAGAAGGCCGACUAGUAAAAGGAGCGAGGAGAAGGAAUCCAGGAGGAGAGAUCGGGACAGGUAGGUCGAGAGGGAGCGGCGAUGAAAUGACGAUACGUGUGAUGAUUGAUACCCUUAUGUUUAAUGAUUGUUGUAUGAUUUGGACUGAUAUGUAAUUGGAACUGGGAAACCGACGAAUUCGGUGGCGUGGAUAACCGUUAUGGUUAUGCUAAGAUUGAAACUACCAAGGCAAGCGAUUAGAUACUUUAUGAAGCACGGCAGAUAGAUUCAAUGCAAGACAUCCGUAUUUAUU
Molecule: messenger RNA, 1688 nt
Organism: Cadophora gregata
Lineage: Eukaryota; Fungi; Ascomycota; Leotiomycetes; Helotiales; Ploettnerulaceae
Exons: 3
Coding region: 69-1460 (463 amino acids)
Source: RefSeq, a predicted model, not a curated record